This is a messenger RNA of Lasiodiplodia theobromae, 1341 nucleotides long. Its product is annotated as Peptidase A1. NCBI's taxonomy places the organism in Eukaryota, Fungi, Ascomycota, Dothideomycetes, Botryosphaeriales, Botryosphaeriaceae. Bases 1 to 1341 code for a protein of 446 amino acids. The transcript is spliced from 2 exons. Gene Ontology annotation, biological process: proteolysis. The record is from RefSeq and is a predicted model, not a curated record. Gene Ontology annotation, molecular function: aspartic-type endopeptidase activity.
AUGCUUCUCAUCAUCACCAUCUCAGUUGUUCAAGCGCAGCACAGAAACAUCAGCAACAGCACCCUCCAGGACAUCAUUUUUUUCUUAUCGAUUUUGACCAUGAAGCGUACGGCUGUCAUCAAAGGUCUCCUUUUUGCACUGCUCUCUUCCUCCUUCCUGACUGAAUGCGAUGGUGCUGUUCUCUCGAGGCCCACCAACGAAGGAUUCAGGAUAAAUCAAGUGCCUUACGGAACUUCAUCACGAAACGGGCCAGCUGCUUUGGCAGCUGUUUAUACAAAGAGAGGAUUCCAGGCACCAGAAUAUGUUCAGAGGGCUGUAUCUCGAGCUGUGCAGCUCGGUUCCGAUGAUGCUUCUUCUGGCUCUGUUCCCGCCCUAUCUCAGAAUGUCUAUGAUGUGGCCUACAAGUGCCCAGUAACCCUCGGCUCGAGUCAAGUAUACCUCGACUUUGACAGUGGAUCAUCUGACCUCUGGUCUUUCUCUACACUUCAGCCGGAAGACCAAACUGCAAACCACCAGCUGUACCAUCCUUCAGGAAACCCUAUUGCAAAUUCGACUUGGGCAAUCACCUACCUCGACGGCAGCUCUGCAAGCGGCAUUGUCUAUUCAGACAGCGUCACGCUUGGCGGAUUAACUUUCCAAAACCAAUACGUCGAAGCAGCCGAAAACGCAUCUGCAUCAUUCGUCAGCGGUGGGCAGGAUGGUUUACUCGGGCUUGGCUUUGACCAGCUCAACACAAUCAAGCCAAGCAAGCAAUACUCUUUGUUCAGCGCCAUUGCCCCGAGUCUACCUCAGCCGCUCUUCACGGCCAAUCUGAAGAAGAACGCCUCCGGAACGUACACGUUUGGCUACCUCAACAAGACCGAAUACGUCGACCCCAUAACGUACGUCGAUGUGGAUUCCUCCGAUGGCUUCUGGUCAUUCGAGACGACUGCUUAUGCUGUUGGGAGCGGCUCCAGCACGUCCAAGCAAUUCAGCGGAAUCAUGGAUACGGGCACGACUUUGCUCGUCCUACCGUCCGACAUCGCGCGCUCCUACUACGCCAACGUGACGGGCGCCUCAUUCAAUGCCGACAAUGGCGGCUGGACGUUCUCUUGCGACGCCGACCUGCCAGCCCUCCACUUGCAGAUUGGCGGACAGGCUCAUACUGUGCCGGGCAGCUUCCUUAACUUCGCCCCGGCUGGCGGCUCGGCGUGCUUCGGAGGCUUGCAGCAGAGCGACGACAUCCCAUUUUCAAUCUUCGGCGAUAUCUUCAUCAAGUCGCAGUUCGUUGUCUUCGACCGAAGCACCACUCCGCCUCGGUUGGGCCUGGCAAAACAACAGGGCGUGAACUAUGAUGAGUAA